This is a messenger RNA of Musa acuminata subsp. malaccensis (wild Malaysian banana), 874 nucleotides long. Its product is annotated as transcription factor MYB20-like. The record is from RefSeq and is a predicted model, not a curated record. Lineage: Eukaryota; Viridiplantae; Streptophyta; Magnoliopsida; Zingiberales; Musaceae.
GGGAAGGAUAGGAAGGGGGUGAGACAGGCAAUGGGGAGGCAGCCAUGCUGUGAUAAGGUGGGGUUGAAGAAGGGGCCAUGGACAGCAGAGGAGGACGAGAAGCUGAUCACCUUCAUCCUCACCAAUGGCCAGUGCUGCUGGAGAGCUGUGCCUAAGCUUGCAGGACUUCUGAGGUGUGGAAAGAGUUGCAGGCUACGAUGGACAAACUACCUGAGGCCUGACCUGAAGAGAGGAUUGCUGUCAGAUGAUGAGGAGCAGAUGGUCAUUGAGCUCCAUUCUCAGCUUGGAAACAGAUGGUCCAAGAUCGCAUCUCAUCUCCCUGGUAGAACUGACAACGAGAUCAAGAACCACUGGAACACCCACAUCAAGAAGAAGCUGAGGAAGAUGGGAAUCGAUCCCGUGACACACAAGCCCCUACGUGAGGAGCCCUGCUUACACUCCUCUCCCCAGGUACCGGCGGAGCAAGUGGAAGGGAAGAACACAACAAGCAUCUCUGCCACAUGCUCCGUUUCACCAUCGUCAUCGUGCUUUUCUGAGAAAGCUGAGGAGAUCCAGCUUCCACGCAUGGAGUGGCCAGAAUCUGCAUACCUAUAUGGGUUGGACGACUUGGGUGGAUGGGAUUUCACCUCUGAUCACCUUCUCCUUGAUUCUUUCAGCCAGUGUCAAAGAGCAGCCUUAGAUCAGGAAUCCUGGAAAUUUGAGCUCUUCUAAUCUCAUACAUCUUGCUUCUGUAAUUUUUGCUUGCAGAUAAAAUAAAGAGGAAGCAGAAUGAAUAAGAAAGCAAAAUUCAUAUCUUGAUUCUGUAAUCUGUGCUUUAAGGUUGGGGUCAAUUUUUCCUGAUCGAUUAGAAUAAAAUCAUCACAUCAACAUGAAA